Molecule: messenger RNA, 9697 nt
Organism: Anoplopoma fimbria (sablefish)
Lineage: Eukaryota; Metazoa; Chordata; Actinopteri; Perciformes; Anoplopomatidae
Gene: adcy9a
Product: adenylate cyclase 9
Biological process (GO): adenylate cyclase-activating G protein-coupled receptor signaling pathway; intracellular signal transduction; cyclic nucleotide biosynthetic process
Molecular function (GO): adenylate cyclase activity
Source: RefSeq, a predicted model, not a curated record
CAACCCCCACCCCCAACCCCCACCCCCUUGCAUCACUAUCCAGUCCUUUUCCGAGAAGGAUGUUCAAUUCAGGAGGCAGAAAGAGUGAUGACAGUGUUUUAACCGCAGCUGGGGAGACAGCCGGGCUCAGACCCAGAGCCUCUUUGGAGGAGGACACAUGCUAUGUGAGUACUGACGCAGACCCGGGGUCGGAUGAUGAACUGCUCGAGAAGCUGGAACGGUGCGUGUUGUGUGAGUGAGUGCGUCCUAGAGACUCUGUGCGUAGCAAAGACGUCUGUUCCCUUCUCACCAUCCAUGCACUGUGAUAACACCAAAAAGAAAAACACACCUCUCUCUCUCUAUAUAUAUAUCUCCAUCUAUCUCCAUCUCCAUCUCCAUCUGCCUGCCUGUCACUCUCCCACCUCCACCUCCACCUCCACCUCCUUCUAAUUGCCCGAGGGCCAUCAUCAGAAGAUAUUAUUAAUAUUUCACACCUCUCCCAGCAUCCUCUCCUCGCUUCCUCUUCCCACCAGUCCAAUAUGGCCACUCUGCAACAUCACCGGCAGCUCCUCACGCAUGGCACGGAAGUGAGCUGCGACUCCAGCGGUGAUGGCGCCGUGACCGUGAGGAUUAGUAACAGCGCACCACACGUGCAUCGACAUGAGCCGCUGAGGGCUGCCAGCGGUGGAGCAGCAGGAGGAGGAGGAGGAGGAGGAGGCUAUGGGGGGGCUGUGAGCAAAAAGAACCCUAACCUCCACAAAUACAGCAUCUCCUCAAGUUGCAGCUCGGCAGACUCCAGACCUGCUGGCACCUCAGCUCUGAGGGUGCAGAGGAAGGCGCCUCCGCUGUUCGAACGCUCCGCCGCUCAGUGCUGGGACCCCAAGUUUGACUCCCCCAUCCUGGAGGACGCCUGCCAAGAGAGGUGCUUCCCUCAGACACAGCGGCGCUUCCGUUAUGUCCUGUUCUACCUGGCCGUGGCCGCUGUGCUCUGGGGGGUGUACUUCGGGGUCAACAGCGACCGCUGCAACCCCAUGACCUUCCUAGCACCCACAGCCUCCUUCUUAGUCAUCCUGGUGCUCCUCUUUUUGUUCACCUUAACCCAGCCCUACACAUGGCUGUACAACCAAACCUCCUUGUUCCUGAUCGCGGUCACCUUCGCCAUCACGUUAGCUCCUCAGAUCCAGACUGCUGGCUACGCUGAGCAGGAGGUGGCUGGCGGUGGGAACGACUCAUAUCCCUCAGCAGACAAAGUAGCGCCAGCUCCAAUACCUUGCAUCUCCCCCGUGGGCACCUUUUCCCUGUGCAUGGAGGUUUUGUUGUUGUUAUACAGCGUCCUCCAUGUCCGCCUGUAUGCCUCCGUGAUCCUGGGUCUCCUGUAUUCUAUAUUAUUUCAGGCAUUAGAAUGGCUGCCAUUGCUUCAAAAGAGUUAUGACAGUGCCGGAUGGGGGGCAGGGUCAGCGGGUUCAGCUCCCGAUGGGAAAGAAGACACCCUCCGAUGGCUAGGCCCGGCCAAAGCUCUGCUCCACCUGUGUGCCCAUGUCAUUGGCAUCCACCUGUUCAUCAUGUCGGAGGUGCGUUCCCGCAGCACCUUCCUCAAAGUGGGCCAGGCUAUCAUGCAUGGCAAAGACUUGGAGGUGGAGAAGGCCUUGAAAGAGCGUAUGAUCCACUCCGUCAUGCCGCAGCGAGUUGCAGAUGAGUUGAUGAAACAAGGCGAUGACGAGGGCGGUGGAGAGAACUCCGGCAAGCGUUAUUCCUCUGGUGCCUGCUCCGCAUCGGCCGUCUCAGUGGGUGGUGGAGGAAGCGGUGGAGCUUCACAAGCCCAAUGUGCCACAAGUGCCAAGAGUUACCCUUACAACAAUCACAAACGCAAGAAGACCUCCAUCCCCAGUGGACAGAUCAUCUUUCGGCCUUUCAAUAUGAAACGCAUGGAGCCUGUCAGCAUCCUCUUUGCGGAUAUUGUGGGUUUCACUAGAAUGUCCGCCAACAAGUCAGCACCGGCCCUGGUGGGCCUUCUCAACGAUCUGUUCGGACGCUUCGACCGUCUCUGUGAACUAACCUGUUGCGAGAAGAUCAGCACUCUGGGAGAUUGCUACUACUGUGUAGCCGGCUGCCCCGAGCCCAGGCCGGACCACGCCUACUGCUGCGUAGAGAUGGGCCUGGGCAUGAUCCAGGCCAUCGAGCAGUUCUGCCACGAGACGUGCGAGACCGUCAGCAUGCGUGUCGGCGUCCAUACGGGCACCGUCCUGUGUGGGAUCCUGGGAAUAAAGCGCUUCAAGUUUGAUGUAUGGUCGAAUGACGUCAAUCUGGCUAACUUGAUGGAGCAGCUGGGUGUGGCGGGCAAGGUCCACCUGUCCGAAGCUACGGCCCGAUUCCUGGAUGACCAUUACCAGAGGGAGGACGGCCAGGUGGCAGAGAGAGCCGGUCAGAGUGUGGUGGAGAAACUGAAGGGGCUAAAAACCUACCUGAUCUCAGGAAGGAAGUCGGAGCUGGAGGUGCAGUGUGGCUGCUCUCAGGUGGGACGGUCGGGCGGGGAUUUGGUUGGGGUCAGCCUGUCCUCCUGUUCUCAGCCCUGCACACCGGACCUCAUCCCAGGGGGAGCACAGGCUGCUGAGCUCCUGCUGCCAAACCAACAUCCAGACAGGAGCGGGCCUCCCUUUGUGACCCGUAGUGUGAACUUGUCUUCGGGAGCAGAGCAGGGUGAAGAUGUUGCUGUGCUGAACGGCUGCCAAGAGGAGCACAAGACCAGCAGUGCCAAGUUCAUCCCAGGUCACAGUCCCAGAGCAGCCAACGGUCUCCUGAGUCCCCCGCUGGAGGACCCAGUGCGAGCCAGCCAGAGCUCCCUGUGCGACAUGCUUCAGGAGAAAGAGAAGAAGACCAGCACCAGCACGGGAACUGGCACCAGUCUAGGCAUGGCUGGUGGCACAGGGACAGCCGGCACAGGAAUGGAUCACUCUGCUCUGAUCCACCUGCGAGCCAAGAACUUCAGAGAAAAGAGUGACGUCCACUUUGUGGAUGUUAUCAGGGAGGACAGUCUGAUGAAGGACUACUUUUUCAAGCCACCAAUCAACAAGAUCAGCCUCAACUUCCUAGAGAGACCUCUGGAAAAGGCUUAUCGCAGCAGCUACAAGGAGGAGGUGAAGAACCUGGUGCAAGUGCAGACAUUUGCGAGCUCCACCUUCAGCUCCUUCCUGGAUGUUCUUCUCAGCUGUUUUUUCUUCCUGGCCCUGACACUGGCCUGUUUCCUUCCACCUCUGGUGAGCCAGGACCCUGUGGUCCCUCCAGCUCCCGCUGCCCUGGCCCUGACUCCGCUGGCUGGCCUGUUGGAGCUGGCCUCCCUGGUGCUCUCCAUACGCAUGGCCUUCUAUCUGGAGAAGGUGAUGAACUGUACCCGCUCCCUGCUCCUGGUGGUCUCUGGAUGGGUCCCCCGUCACGUGAUUGGGGCUGUGUUAGUCUCCCUCCCCGCCAUCUCUGUCUUGUCCCACCUCACCUGCAGUGUCCACUUGCCCCUCCAGGUGACCAUGUUCCUGUGCUGUGCCACCAUCCUGGCCAUCAUCCAGUAUUGUAACUUCUGUCAGCUAAGUUUUUGGAUGCGCUCAGUCCUGGCCACUGCUACGGGGGUCGCCCUGCUGCUGUUGCUGUACAGCCCAUUGCACAGGUACAGCUCCGGUAAUAACAGCUUGCCAGUUCAUGGACUGAACAUCUCCACAUCCAGUGAUGGGGAUUCAGCGUUAGUCACACCUGAACCUCCCCCUCGACCUCUUGACCUUCUGGUCCCAGAGGCUGUCCUGGCCUUCUUCCUGCUUUUGCUCCUGGUCUGGUUCCUUAACCGUGAGUUCGAGGUCAGCUACCGUCUCCAUUACCAUGGCAAUGUAGAGGCUGACAAACACCGCUCCAAGAUCCAGACGAUGCGAGACCAGGCUGAGUGGUUACUGGGCAACAUCAUCCCCAUCCAUGUCGCUGACCAGCUCAAGGUGACCCAGAGCUACUCCAAGAAUCACGACAGUGUGGGCGUGAUCUUUGCCAGUAUUGUAAACUUCAGUGAGUUCUAUGAAGAAAGCUACGAGGGCGGAAAAGAGUGCUACCGCGUUCUCAAUGAGCUCAUUGGAGACUUUGACGAGCUCCUGCGCAGACCCGAAUUCAAAAGCGUGGAAAAGAUCAAGACGAUCGGGGCCACCUACAUGGCUGCGUCCGGACUGAAUGUCCGGCAGUUGGCUGAGAAUGACGAGGACUCUCCACACGCUCACCUGAGGGCUCUUUUCAACUUUGCCCUGGAGAUGAUGGGCGUCCUGGACGACUUCAACAAGAACAUGCUGGGUUUUGGUUUCAAGCUCCGCAUUGGGUUUAACCACGGGCCUCUGACAGCGGGGGUGAUCGGCACCACCAAGCUGCUCUAUGACAUCUGGGGAGACACGGUUAACAUUGCCAGCCGCAUGGACUCCACCGGGGUGGAGUGUCGGGUGCAGGUGAGCGAGGAGAGCCAUGCUGUGCUCAGUUCCAUGGGCUUAGAGUUUGACUAUAGAGGUACAGUUAAUGUUAAGGGCAAAGGUCAAAUGAGGACCUUUCUGUACCCCAAAAGUGGAGAAAGUACAUAUGAAUAUCGAAAGGAGCUGGACGCCAGCCUCGGAUCCUCUUCCAUGGCAUCAUUGGUGAAUAAGACUUCGGAAUCUGUUACCCAGGCAACAGCUCUUCCUCCCUCUUCUUCCACUCCUUCUUCCUCCCAUCUUUCCACACUCCAUCCUCAACCACAAAGUGCUGUGAGGCCUUCAAGAGCAGGGCCUGAGCCUGUCCAAGCAGAGUCCACAGAGGCGAGGGAGGAGGGAUAUAGGGACCCUCCACACCUCCCUGGGCAGUCCUCUGCCACAGACCUUCACCUCCCUCCCCACUCUGAACUGGGCACAGAGCCUAGUGCUGCACAAGAGCAGCCCGCUCCUCUCGCACUUCAAGAGGAGGAGGAGGAAGAGGAGGAGGCCGACGAGCUAUCAAAACUCAACGAGGAGUUUUAUGCUCGUCUCUGAUCCCUUCCCUCCUCUCUUCCUGUGACUUCUGUCCCCCUGCUGCCCCAGCUGCUGUCUGACUCUCCGGGACCGAUCGCAGGUGCGGGCAGGAUGUCCCUUUCUUUAGGCAUAGCUAAGGUGUCUUUAUGCACGGAUGAUGAAGGGGGAGUUUGUCACUCUAGCACAAACAGUGGCUAUAAAAAUGGCUACUAAUGACUUUGAUGGUAAUGUUGCCUAAGUCCUGGGGAGGGCUAGACCUGUGUUGAGCACAGCAGAGUUUAGGCUGAAAGGGGUUUAGAGGGAAGGAAGACUGAUGGUGUUGUUCUUGGUGUUUUUACUUCUUCAUUUUUGUUAUUAAGUGCCUUCAGGACUAGAACAGUGAAUGAACAAAUAUAAAUUACUGAACAAAGUUUUAAACAUGUUAGAUGACGAAACAUGCUGUGGUUUCUUACUCCAUGCUUUUAUUUUCAAUGCAAGUAUUUCUUAAAAAAAACAUUAUCGUUGUGCCAUAUCAUUUGUUUUAACUUGAUCAAAGUCUUGACCUUACUUAAGGGAAAAUUGUUUGAGAUUCUAUAUAAGGGCCAGUGCAGCAUGAUGGGCUGAGCAGGGAACUAUGGGAAGAAUGAGGGAAUCACAUCAAGCAGUGUUAAUUUAUGUCUUCUGCUCUGACUUGAGGGCUUAAUACAGUAUUCAUUUGUGCUCGAGUCUCAGUAAACAGAGACAUGCUACAAAGCAGGUUGCAUAGAUUUUAGUUUGUGUAGCAGCUAAAUGCACAUUUUAAGCACAGGUCUUGCACAGUGUUUUCUCGACCACUUGUAUUUGGAAGUUAUUACCGCAGAGUGGCUCUAAAAAUGCCUACUAAUGUCUUUCAUGGUAAUGGUGAAAUAGCUUUUAAGAACAUUUAAACAGAGUUCUUGUCUGUCGCAACGAGUACAAUCAAAAGCACAAAAUCAAAUCAGAUAAGGGACGUUAGAUUUGGAGGUAAAGGUGGUUGUAAAAUGUGAGAUCAUCACUAAAGCAGGAAGGCACUUUAAAUAUACUUAAAGUUAUACUCCACCCAAGAUGUGUCUUUGAGUAUGAAACACAAUCCCAACAUCUGGGCACCGUAGUAUUUCUUUUUUUUGGGGGGGGGCUGUGUUAUGUCUUUUUCAUUAAAGCAGACAGUAAAGUAAUGACUUGAAGUAAAUAAGAGGAGAGAAAUAUGAGGAUUAACAUUCAACAAAGGUCCCAGGCCACCCAGGAAACGGAGAUGUUAGGGUUCGAAAUUUGACCCCCCAAAGCCAGCAAGGGCCCUGUAGUCUUUAGUAAAUGUUUCUUAAACAGGAAUAAAUAGUUAAUUUGUUGGGGACUGUAUUCAGUGGAUAAUGUGGUGAGCUAGUGAAUAUUUACAGCAGCAGGAUAGUGUAUGUGGGAUUGACUCAAAAUGAAAAUACAAAGCCGAUUUUUGUUGUAAUGAAGGAAAAUGGAACCCAGUACAACGAUGUGGCUCAUUUAUUAGUUUUUGGUCAACAACGGAGCUCGAAGGCACAGAGGAAUAAGAUUUAUCAGACUUUUACUACAAAGACGAUACUUGUUAAUAUCAUCAAUUCAUUGUUUGGUCUUUUCAUGGAAUUUGUUAACCAUCAGAAGAAAAAAACACCAGACUUAUCCAAUAACGCCAACAGAGGGGUGAGCGUUUGAUACUCAAAAGAUUUUGAGUGGAGUGUCAUGUGAAGUGUUACUGUGAUGGACAAUCACUGUGUAGUUAUUGAUAGAUGAUUGGGUGGUCCACAUUCAAAGCACAGAUCAACCACAGUUUCUACAUUGCUGUGUUUAAAACCUCAAACUCAAAUUUAGUUCCAAUCGUUGCCUUCAUCGCCAGAAGAAAAAACAGACAUUGGUCAGUCCGUCACUAUAGAUUUAUUCAAUAGUUAAGUAUUGUCUGCUUUAGCUAUGUGAUUUGCUGUUAAAGGGGUGGGACUUUCAACUUCAUCCAAUCACAGCCUUUAUACAGAGGGGGCCCUCUGCUGUAUCAAUAUACUUAAAUUGUGCCACUUUAAUUGAGUGAUCUAUAGGUGCAGUGCGACCUAAACUAGCUGAUUGUUUUGUGGUGCCUAAAAAGUAUGACUGUAUUUUUGGAGUAUCUUGGUUUUCAGAGUUUUUUUAAUCAUGCUGUUUUCAUAAUGAGGAUAGAAUUAUGAUUGUAUGUUUGAGGAAAUGAUGCUCGUUGUGCAGGUUUGCUGCCAUUUCUUUGGGGGACAAAUUCCAUCUUAUUUUUUAUUUUUUUCUCUUUUCCAGUUCUUUCAGUCUGUCAACAACCGGUCGCCUGGAAUAGUGUGGUGGUGGUGGUGGUGGCGGUGGUGGUGGUGUUAUCAUUGCAUAGCUGGCUCCUCUUAGUUCUCUUUGCUCUUUACUCACUUCAUGCUUUUGUCUUUACUCCUAACAGCACUUCCCCUCCUGUACUUUGGGUGUAUGUGUGUGAGAAAGUAAUUUCAAUAACACAGAAAAGAUCACUGUAGUAUGAUGCAACAAAGAAAUCAAUCAACUACACGGCCACUGUUAAACUGUUAUUUUGCUGUCGCUACCUUAUCUGUAGAGGAAUAUCACACACUUAGUUGCAUUCUUUAAAAUGGAGAAAAGAAGGCCUUAAAGUUUGAAAUCUAAUCCUGCAAACACAAAACACCGCCACAUCUUUCAGAGACAGGUCAACAGUCUUACCUUGAGAGGCUAUGGCCACACGGAGAUACAGAGAUGAGAAGGGAACCAUCACUAGUUAUGAAGCCGUCUCCAUCCAUAGCAUUAAAAGGAACCCUACCCACUCCAAACAUACACAACCAGUGCCUUAUGAAUCAGGAAUACGUUUAAUCAGCGUGUUUGAGCUGUGAGAAUAUGUAUCAAAUAAUCAUGAUAGCAUUUGUAGCAUAAAUGUGUUAAAAUCCAAAGAAGUUUCUGCAGAAGCUGUCACUCUAAAUUAAGACACAAAAAUAGCUACACAGGAUCUGCUUUGUUGGCACAAAUCCUUGUGAUUGCUUUGAAAUAUUUUUCUAACGGGCACAUUCAUGCAUAUCCUAAACACGCUCGAGUUUGCCAAAACUAAUAAACCAUACCAUACAAAGUAAACGAAACAGAUCAGAAUAUCAAGUAUAAGUUUUGAAGGAAAGUUCCUAUUUUUUCCCAGACAAUAUGUGAGAAACCCUUCUGCCUCACGUUGUUAGUUAAUCCGUGGUGCGUUGCAGGACAUGUUAGUUAAGCCCUAGCUUGCACAGCAGUGACAGAAACUAGCCAUAGUAGAUUUAAGAUGCGGGGCUCCACCUGUUGAUGGGCGCACCACCUCUCCAGUAGCGCACAUCUGUACACACGUAUAAAUAAAAUACUAAAGUGAACACUGCUGGCUCUGUUAUCUGUGAUACAGUGGGGGGAGAAGUGUGUGUUAGCUUUUUUUGCAUGGGAAGGAAUGAGCAGUUUUCUUUUCUUGCCCGACACACUACAUUUUCAGUCUGACCCUGCACCAUACUAUCAUUCUUUUUUAUUUCAUUUCAAUAGCAUUCUUUCUACACUAAUAUUGAUCAAUAAGCAUGUAGUGCCAGCAAGAGGGAUUCUUCAAAUCACUAAGCUUUGCUCAUUUAAGGUUACUUGGUUUGUAUCCUUCCCUGACAGUGUAUUGAUUAUGUGUGUGUGACAAUAACUGUUUUAGUUUUGGCAGAGGGAAAGGAGUGUCUUUAGAGCCCCAUUGCUCCAGUUAAGAGAAUGCAGAAAACAGCCCUGUUGUGAGGAGAAGUUUAUGGCAUUUAGUCAUUACCUUUUGUUAAAGAAAUGUGAUUUUACUUUGUAACAGAAAAAUAAGGGAGAGAGUGUUUUAUUAGCACUUGUUAAAAUCAUCACAGCAAAUCAGCAUUGCCUAAUCACUCAUUUAAAUGGUGACAGCUCCACAUAUUUUCAUUAUAAAUUCAAUCCAUAUGUGUUUCAAAUUACACUGGGACAAAAAAAAUGACACAGUUGUUUGAUUGAUUUAAAAUAUUUGUGUAUUUGUGUUAUGUUCAUGAAUGAGAUGUAUUAUGUAUGUUUUUGUGCACAUUACCCAUGUAUCAUUUAUCAACCACAUGAUCGUAAUCUGUACACAUUUGCACAAAGCACUCAGUGUUUGUACAUAUGCAGUUAUUUUAUGUCACAUAUGAUUUUUUUUUAUACAUGUGCAUGUGCCAGAUUUUUGCCAGAAAACAAUGAAAAAGCGACACUUAUUAUCAAAUUGGUUCAAUGUGUGUCUGUUUGAGUAGUGGGGAGUGAUAUCAUUUUAUUACUUUUUUUUUUUUUUUUUCAGUACGAGAGAAAUAAAUCUCCAAGCAGAAAACAGUUGAGUAGACUGUGAAAUAUAAAGCGGAGAUGAAUUCACGUUAAACAGAUAAUCAGACUGAAUUGCGAUUAUGUUUUUAUUAUUAUUAUUAUUUUAUCAGAGAUGUGGGCAGUCAGGCUAUAUUCACAUUGGAGGUUGGCCAAGUUUAGGAAAGAUAGUUACAAACCUGUCAAUAAGGUGGAAAAGUCUCUGAUCAAAUAAUAAUAUUAAUAAUAAUAAUAAUGGAUUGUAUUUAUAUAGCACACUUUAAAAUUCAAUGAAAUCCCAAGGUGCUGUACAGGGUAAAACAAUCACAAUAAUCAAAUAUAAUAAUAAAACGCUAAAAACAAAUAAAAAAUAAAAUAAAUGAAUUCAUUUAAUCAUAAUAAAAUCUGAUCAGCCAGCUAAUGACAAA